AUGCCUGAUGAUGGUUUGGCAGAAUCUACCCCUGCCAAGCUGACCAGUCUCACGUUUGAAUUAGAACGACAUUACAAACUAACUGAAAGUUAUUUUACAAGACUUGGUUAUUACAUAACCAGUGGUAAUUUGUUUGGUGGAGAUUUUUUGCUAUACCGCGCCACUCCAGAUACUUGUCACGCUAAGUACCUUGUACUGGUAGAUAAUUCUUAUUGUUGGAGAGACUUAAUAUCAGCUGCAAGAGUUGCAAACCAAAAUAACAAAGAACUGCUACUAGUAUUGCAUCAAUCAUUACUCAAGGAUAGAGAAAAUUUAAUAGUGUAUUCAAUAAAUCGUGCGUUGGACUAG
Molecule: messenger RNA, 348 nt
Organism: Babesia microti strain RI
Lineage: Eukaryota; Apicomplexa; Aconoidasida; Piroplasmida; Babesiidae
Product: conserved Plasmodium protein, unknown function
Exons: 3
Coding region: 1-348 (115 amino acids)
Biological process (GO): tRNA-type intron splice site recognition and cleavage; tRNA splicing, via endonucleolytic cleavage and ligation
Molecular function (GO): nucleic acid binding; tRNA-intron lyase activity
Source: RefSeq, a predicted model, not a curated record